Acyrthosiphon pisum (pea aphid) is the source of this 320-nucleotide messenger RNA. It is a transcript of the gene UQCR11, whose product is annotated as ubiquinol-cytochrome c reductase, complex III subunit XI. The record is from RefSeq and is marked validated. Lineage: Eukaryota; Metazoa; Arthropoda; Insecta; Hemiptera; Aphididae. Gene Ontology annotation, biological process: mitochondrial electron transport, ubiquinol to cytochrome c. Gene Ontology annotation, cellular component: mitochondrial inner membrane.
CGAUAAGCGAAAACAGGAUAACUCCAGUUAACAUGAUUAUUGAGAAACACCAUUAUAACGUUUUCAAAUAUACUGGACUUACCGCAUAUUUGCUUAUUUUAAAUUUCAUUUAACGAUGGGUUUUAAUAGGAAAUACGCUAUUUUUACAUCAAAAAUCAGUGUAAAACCACUAAUUUUAUCUAUAGGAACAAAAAUAUCAUUUUUACGAAAAAUGUUGUUAUCCUAUUUUCGCUUAGCACGGCGGAAUACUAUCACUGUGUACUACUCAAAAAUCCAUUACUUUUUUGAAUAAAUUUCAAUAUAGGUCAGUGUUAUAAACA